Phycomyces blakesleeanus NRRL 1555(-) is the source of this 1524-nucleotide messenger RNA. RefSeq lists its product as hypothetical. The record is from RefSeq and is a predicted model, not a curated record. Lineage: Eukaryota; Fungi; Mucoromycota; Mucoromycetes; Mucorales; Phycomycetaceae. The coding region runs from base 52 to 930 and encodes 292 amino acids. The transcript has 6 exons. Gene Ontology annotation, cellular component: Golgi apparatus; endoplasmic reticulum; perinuclear region of cytoplasm. Gene Ontology annotation, biological process: vacuolar transport; metal ion transport; positive regulation of protein ubiquitination.
UCAUUCACCACAUUUCUUUAUAUUUAAUUAUUUUCAAUAGAAUCGUUUGUAAUGGGCAGCAGAUACCAAAAAUUGUCUACACUUGAUGAUCCACUUGAGGUUCAGCAGGCUUUAAACAGCCAUACAUCUUCCAGGCAAUCCUUAUCAGUAUCUCGCCCACAAGAAGAAGUCGCAUUAACUGCACAGUCUCAACAACGAAACGAUCUCGAGGAAUCUUUUGAUGAACAUUUUGAUGACAAUGACCACAGCGAAUCUCAACGCUUAAUUCAACCCAGCUACACACCCCAAACCACAUCUGCUCAAGUUAGUUCUUCGACCCCACAACCAAGACAACCAAGAUCGUCUAUCAACAAUCGUCCAGCAGUGUUGCCAGUGAGCAAUGAUGGAGUAUUCUCUAAUAUGGCUGCUAAACCUGAAUCUGAAAGAACCAAAGUGGAUGAGACACCGCCUGCUUACGAUGAAGCUGCGGCAGACUCAACUCCACCUUAUUGGCAAACAACCAUUAUUGCUCCGGCAGGCAUGGGUGACUAUGUAAUGGUUGAAGGCAUGCCCGUAGGAAACAUAUUAAGUUUUGUCUGGAAUUUGCUUGUCUCUGCAAGCUUCCAAUUUGUUGGUUUUAUGUUAACUUAUCUUUUACACACUUCACACGCUGCAAAGCAAGGUUCUCGGGCAGGUCUCGGCAUAUCAUUGGUCCAAACAGGCUUUUAUAUCCGGAGUCGUGGUUCAUUGAACGAAAAUCUAAAUUAUGGAGACAAUUAUGGAGAGACUCACACUGAGGAAAAUGAAGAUGAUGAAAAUGCAAAUAUCAUUGCAUAUUUCUUGAUGAUGUUGGGUUGGUUUAUCAUCGUUCGCUCCGUGGCUGAAUACGUCAGGGCACGGAAGAUGGAAAGAAUCAUCGGGGCUGAGCCCAAUGCUGAAGCCAUGGUUUAAAAAAAAUUAUAUAUAUAUAUAUAUUGUAUAUACAAUAAUUCAAUACCUCUUUUAACUCUCAAUUCUUCUCUUAUCUCCUUUUCUCCCCUUUUCUCCCCUUUUCUCCUUUCUCAGUCCAUCUCUCCACACCAUCAAAUUCUUUACUAUUAAAUUACCGUGUAAUGUCUAUGUGAUAUUUUAUUUUAUUUUAUUUUAUUUUUAAAUCGAUCCAGCACGCUCAGCAUAAAGAGCUUCUGCCCAUGCCUUAACAACAGGGUGCAUAAACUUGCCUUGGGUAGAAUCGAAGAAGGACUGAAGAUUCUUGCCAUCAGCUACAGACGACAGAGGCGCAUGAUGAGUACAUUGUGUACGAACAUCGUAUCAACUUACAUUUCUCGUACUCAAGAGCCUGCACUAUCAUCUCAAACUUGUCAAGGUCCUUAACCAACAAAGCCUCGGGUGUAAUUGCCUCUUCAUACUCAUUCCACAAUCCAGUUAUCUCUUGUGCCAUAUCUGUGUCACCGAGAAGAGUCUGGAAUCCAUCCAUAGCACUCUUCACAUUAUUAAAAACAAAAAACCCCCCCGAUUCAGUUAAUAAAUAAUCCUUUUAUUAUU